Molecule: messenger RNA, 2797 nt
Organism: Diaporthe batatas
Lineage: Eukaryota; Fungi; Ascomycota; Sordariomycetes; Diaporthales; Diaporthaceae
Exons: 2
Coding region: 616-2601 (661 amino acids)
Biological process (GO): transmembrane transport
Molecular function (GO): transmembrane transporter activity
Source: RefSeq, a predicted model, not a curated record
UUUCACUGUACCGACUCCCAUUGAAUUCUGAUCGUUCUCAUCUGGCGACCCUGGUUAUCACCCGCCUGUCUCGCCAGGGAUGGACUGAGAUUGAUUGCCUGUCGCAGCCAGCAUCCCGGUGGCCCAUUUUAUUCCACGCAGACUGUGGCUUGUUGAGUAAGUACACGCAAACCUUUGCCGCUGCCGAUAUUGACUUGUUGCUCUGCCUGCAAGUUGCAAGGUUUGCCUUCCAACCUUCCAACCUUCCAUUUCUAUUUCGAGCCAUCCUGCUUUGGUGACUUUUCUGAGUUGCCUCUCCAUCUCAUCAUCUGCUGCCGAUAUUCCCGGCCUGUCAUUCCUUUCCCAACUCCGUACCAUUCAUUCUACGACACUCACUCACUUUCUGUUCUCUAUUUUCAAAAUCAGUUUUCUUUGUUUCCCCUUUGCUACUUAGCAGGGUUUGAUGCUCAUAUUACUAGCACCCUUGUAAAGACUCGUACUACCAGUGCACGACGUCUGAUCCAAUUCGAGAAAUAAGAGGGGACUUUUAGAAUUGUGAAGAACACCCCCUCGCACUAUAUCGAUCAACACCAUAAUAAGGCAGAGCAGGAGGGGCAGGCUCCCACACUGACCAACAUGGCACAACAAACAACCCCAGCUCACUCACAACAGAGCGAGCUGGCGCCACCGGGCCAGUUUGAUAUCAUGCACGAGUCUUCUGUGAACGAGAAGGGCGACUUUGGGAGCGGGGCGGACUUCGACACAUUUGUGAACCAGGAACAACUUGAACGGAGAGGAGCUGUCUCGCCCGGUGUGGCAUCAUCGUCCUCGUCCGUCACGGUGUUCGACCCCACAAGUAGCCCGCGUGAGAGAUACUUUGACUCGGAGGACGACAUGGGCAAGGAGAACGCCCCGUUCCUGUCGCGAGACGUCGAGAAGGAGGAGCACAGGAAGCCUGCGCCGGAGCACGUCACAUGGAUGUCUCUGCCACGCAAGGGCCAGCUGGCCAUCCUGUUCAUGUGCCGGUUCGUCGACUUCCUGCAGGUGGCCAGCCUGCAGGCGUACGUCUUCUACCAGCUGAAGCACAUGGCCGAGCAGCGGACGAAGGAGACGGGCGGCGCAGAAGCGAUCCUCUCCGACGCCCAGAUAUCAGCACAAGCCGGUCUCCUCACGGGCUGCUUCACCGGCGCGCAGGUCCUGACAGCCAUCGCCUGGGGCAAGGCAGCUGACUCGACCAGGUGGUGGGGAGGCCGCAAGAUGGUGCUCCUGAUCGGAACCCUGGGGACCGCCGUCGGGUGCUUCGGAUAUGGGUUCUCGCAGAGCUUCGCCGCCGCCAUGGCAUGGCGCAUCUUCUCGGGCUCGAUCAACGGCCUGGUUGGCAUCAUCCGCACCAUGAUCUCCGAGAUCACCGUCGAGAGGAAGUACCAGUCCCGUGCGUUCCUCAUCCUGCCCAUGAGCUUCAACGUCGCCGGGAUCCUCGGCCCCAUCAUCGGCGGCUGGCUGGCCGACCCGGCCAUGACCCUCCCGGGCUGGUUCGGCCCCGAGGGUCCUCUGUACUCGCCCAUGGUCGAGAAGUACCCCUUCGCCCUGCCGUCGAUCAUGAACGCCGUCUUCCUGUUCGUCACCUUCCUGUUCGUCUUGUUCGGCCUCGAGGAGACGUCCAAGGGCAAGAAGGGCUCGUACGACGCUGGCCUGUACGCCGCCGCGCGCGCAAAGGCCUUUGUCCUGCGCCGGCCCCUCGACUACGUCUACCACUCCCGCGCCGGCUACUCGGAGCUGCACUUUGAGGAGAAGUCCGAGAGCCCGCAGCCGACCAUGACGGAGCCCAAGAAGCGCAGGGUGCUCCCCUUCGGCCGCCUGUGGACCAAGAACGUCGUCUGCACGCUCCUCUCGCAGGCCUUCUACGACUUCCACCUGGGCGCCUUCACUAACCUGUGGUCGCUGUUCCUGUCCUCGCCCCGCCCGGGUUUUGCCCCCGCCCACGUCGACGCCGGCAUCCCCACCGCGGCCGAGAUCGAGUCCCGCGGCGCCGUCGGCAGGCGCAACCUGCUCUGGUUCGCGGGCGGGCUGGGCAUGCCGGCGUCGACCGUCGGCAACGCGACCUCGAUCCUCGGCGUCCUGGGCAUGCUGCUGCAGGUGGUCAUGUACCCGCCCGUGCACGCGCGGCUGGGCACCCUGCGGUCGUUCCGCUACUUCCUCAUCAUCUUCCCCGUGGCGUACCUGCUGGCGCCGUUCCUGGCCGUGAUGCCCCAGUCGGCCAACGACGACGGCACCACCAGCACGUCGACGGUCCUGUGGUUCGGCAUCGUGCUCAUCCUGUUCCUGCACACGUCGGCCCGCACCAUGACCCUGCCCGCCAGCAUCAUCCUGCUCAACAACUGCAGCCCGCACCCCUCCGUGCUCGGCACCAUCCACGGCAUCGGCCAGUCCGUCUCGGCUGGGUUCCGCACUGUUGGGCCCAUCGUUGGCGGCUACUGGUACGGCGUCGGGCUUGACUGGGGCAUGGUCGCCUUCAGCUGGUGGGCCGUCGGCGCCGUCGCCAUUGGCGGCUGGAUCUCGAGUCUCAUACUGUAUGAGGGCAGCGGCAAGGAGAUCGAGCUGGACGACGACGACGACGAGUAAGCUGCACGCCCCGUUUCAUUGGCGGGCGGCUCAGGCGGGUCCUUUCUUUUUGUGGAUGCAUCGGGAAUAGGGAUGGGUUUUAUUGAUGUCAUGACUUCGGUGUAUAUAUUGCCAUAUACUUUUGCCCUGGACGGUGUAGAUAUAGCAUAGCGAGAUUCGUUUAAUACAUAUGUACCACUGUAUUAUCAAACAAAAA